GAUAUCCCUUUCCAAAAUAUAACAAAAAUUAUCAUAUUUCAAACACAGAUAUGAAAAAUAAAGCAGAAAUUAUCAAAUUUGAAACUCAAAUAUGCAAGUGCUCCGUUAUGGUUCCGAUCGAGAUGUACUUGGUGGAGACCGCGACAGAGGAGUGGAGUUGUCUAAGAUGACCGCCGCGGCACGAGACAAAUCAAAUCGAACUUGUUGUCGCCGUUUUUUUGCUUGUGGUGGUUCUGCAUACGAGAUUGCAGUGGCGACGAACGGGGACAGAGGCUUGCGGUGGUUCUGCUUGAUGAGGUUGCGACAGCUGUCUUUCUUGUUGGCCACGAUGGUGAUUAAGUUGCCCUUCUUCUACCAGAAAUUCAGAGUCACAGUGGUGCAUGACAUCAUCCCAGUCCAAAUUGAGAAACAAUUAUUAGAGCAAAAUAAGAAGGCGGUGCUGCUUGUCGGUACUAAAUUUGCGUUGCUUGUUAGUAGGAUAUAAAGUUUUGGUACACACGUGGAACAUCUUCCUUGCUGCUGUUACAUUCAUAUAACUUUGUAGUUACUCCUAAAAAAAACUUUGUAGUCUAUUUCAAGUUUUCGUUAGUUUGAAAAUGAUAAAGUUUGAGUAUUUAUUUUUAAUGCAAAAUACACCAUAAACAUGUAAUUAUCAUCUGAGUGGUGUAAAAAGACACAUUUCUCUAGAGAAAAAUUACUCACGUACUCUACCUCCUAAUCUCUAUUUAAUACCAAUGAACUUCUCCCUCAAGAUAUGCUCUCUCCUAUGAGUUUUUACACUUUCCCAUUUGCAAGUAACUAGGCUACUACCGACUGAAAAACCAUGAAACUCAUCCCUCCUUAAGCUGUGAAGCAUAUUUUCGAUCGAAGCAAGCAAGUUUUUCUAACCCUU
Molecule: messenger RNA, 892 nt
Organism: Glycine soja
Lineage: Eukaryota; Viridiplantae; Streptophyta; Magnoliopsida; Fabales; Fabaceae
Exons: 2
Coding region: 92-484 (130 amino acids)
Source: RefSeq, a predicted model, not a curated record